AUGUAUCAGUGCGUCAUAUCUGCAGCGAGAUCCGUCCACAAAGGCUUCCGCACGCCUAGUAGGAUUAAUGAGCCGGGUUGUAUGUUUAGGAGACAAUCCUCAGUUCCCGCAAUGGCAAUUAUUGAGAACAAGUCAACGGCUGGUUUCCGGCUUCAGUCAGAAUCAUCUAGUUCCGGCAAAUCGGGGAUCGCCCUACCGGCUGGCUCCUGGGAUACUCAUGUUCACGUCUUUGAUUCUACAAUUGGACCCUUUGCGUCUUCGAGGUCUUACACGCCUGCCCAAGCGAAUCUGCGACAACUCUUGGAUUUUAGCUCAACCUUGACAGGCAAUCAACCUCUCAACAUCGUCUUGGUCCAACCCUCUCCGUACCGUAAUGACAACACAGUUCUACUCCAUUUACUCCGCAAAUUGCGAGACGAUGGUGCAAAAUCUGCACGUGGUGUUGCAGUCGUUGACAUUGACAAUACAGGCGAUGAGGAGCUCUGGUCGAUGCACCAGUUAGGCGUUCGUGGUCUCAGAAUUAACAUGCAGGCGGAUGGAAAAAGCACCGACGUUGCAGCUUUGCGCAGUGUAUUGGAGAGGACCGCUUCCCGGAUCAGGACGCUUCCAGGAUGGAGAAUCCAGCUGUUUUGUGCAGCAGCAAUUUGGGAUGAGCUGUUCGAAACUAUCUACAAUCUCCCUGUAGAGGUCAUCGCAGACCAUGUCGGGGGUCUUUAUGGUUCUUCAAAACUGCCGUCAAAAUCGGACAGCAGUGUCGUUGACUGUACUAAGCAACCUGGCUUUGCAUCGCUUGUCAGACUUGCCAAGGACUCAAAAGUUAUUAUCAAAGUUUCGGGUCUUUAUAGGCUUUCUAGUCAAACAGACACUGGAUACGAUGAUAUGGAGCCGAUAAUCAAAACUCUUGCUGAUGCAGUACCUGAUCGCCUGGUUUGGGGGAGUGAUUGGCCUCAUACCGGCGAAGGCCACGAUCGGCUAAAGAGAGGCAGAAACGCGAUCGAGGAAUUCAGGGAAAUCGACGACAAAUCGAUCCUACUGAAUCUCAGAGAAUGGGUUGGAAGUGCAGAUGCUUGGGAAAAAAUGACGUUGAUUAACCCAAGGAAAUUGUACGGAUAA
Molecule: messenger RNA, 1113 nt
Organism: Colletotrichum truncatum
Lineage: Eukaryota; Fungi; Ascomycota; Sordariomycetes; Glomerellales; Glomerellaceae
Product: transcriptional family amidohydrolase family protein
Molecular function (GO): hydrolase activity
Source: RefSeq, a predicted model, not a curated record